Molecule: messenger RNA, 1593 nt
Organism: Ilex paraguariensis (yerba mate)
Lineage: Eukaryota; Viridiplantae; Streptophyta; Magnoliopsida; Aquifoliales; Aquifoliaceae
Source: the annotation of a GenBank genome assembly
AUGGUUCCCAAUACAAUCACCUCAUCACACGCCGAAUCCGAAGCCUCUCAGUCUUCUCUCUAUGCUUUUGAGUUGAUUGUGGAGAGACUGGGUGGUAAAGUGAGGGCUGGUCAGAAGCAGGAGUAUGGGAUGAUGGAAAUUGAGGUUGAGAAAGCUUGUGGGUUGUUUGGGAACAAAGAGGUUGGUGAUAGGCAGGUUGUGUGGAUGAGUCAUGAUGAUGAAGCUGUGAAGUUGCCUGAUGGGUUUGAAGUGGUGGCUAGGAGUCAUCAGGGUUCAGUGGCCGGGGUAGAGAAUCGGGCAAGAAGGUUUUAUGGGCUUCAGUAUCAUCCCGAGGUUACACAUUCACCAGAUGGAAUGGAAACACUGCAGCAUUUCCUGUUUGAUAUUUGUGAGUCGUUGCUGACUGGAAGAUGGAAGAUGGAAGAUGUACCAGAUGAAGAAAUAAAAGUUAUCCGAGGCAUGUUGGGGCCUGAAGAUCAUGUCAUUUAUGCACUGUCCGGGGGUGUGGAUUCCACUGUUGCAGCCACUGCUGUUCACAAAGCAAUUGGAGACAGGCUUCACUGUGUUUUUGUUGAUAAUGGUUUAUUGAGGUAUAAAGAGAGAGAGCGGGUAAUGGAAACUUUUGAAAGGGAACUUCAUUUACCUGUAACUUGCAUUGAUGCUACACAGCAAUUCCUUGGCAAGCUGAAAGGUGUGGUUGAUCCAGAGAUGAAGAGAAAAAUAAUUGGAAAGGAGUUCAUCGCUAUUUUUGAUGCUUUUGCCCAAGAUUUGGAGCAAACAAUGGGUAAGAGACCUGCUUAUUUAGUACAAGGAACAUUGUACCUGGAUGUGAUUGAAUCUUGCCCACCAUCUGGAAGUGGAAGAACCCACUCCCACACGAUCAAGAGUCAUCAUAAUGUUGGAGGCAAAGUUGUUAGUAUCGUUCGUGCAUUGGGAAAGAUAUUAGACAUUCCAGGGGCAUUUCUAAAGCGUCACCCCUUCCCUGGGCCUGGUCUUGCUGUACGGGUUUUGGGUGAUGUGACUGAAGGGAAUGCCUUGGAUAUCCUCCGCCAGGUGGGUGAGAUCUUCAUUCAAUCAAUCAAAGAUGCUGGGAUUUAUGAUUCUAUAUGGCAAGCUUUUGCUGUGUUUUUGCCAAUAAGAUCAGUCGGGGUUCAAGGAGAUCAAAGAACUCAUUCUCAUGUUGUCGCUUUAAGAGCUGUUACAAGUCAAGAUGGAAUGCCCGCAGACUGGUACAAUUUUGAACACAAGUUCCUCGAUGAUGUGGUAAGAAAGAUUUGUAACAGCGUCCGUGGUGUAAACCGUGUCGUUCAAGACAUUACAUCGAAGCCUCCAUCAACAAUUGAGUGGGAAUGAUUCCUUCUUGAAUACCUAUAGCUUAGCCAAAAUGAGUAAGGUUUCUUAUGGCUUUAUACGAAUAUAGGGCGAGCUUCUAUAGUGUCAUUCCUAGAGGUUGCAGGGCAAUGAGUACUUCUAAUUUACAAUGUCUAGGGUCAGUGCUCAAAGCAAAAUCUUUGGUUCUGACCAUGCAUUGCAUGUAAAUGCUUUGACCUAUUUAUGGAAAAUUUGAUUAUAAAAUGCCAUUCUUCAUUCAAG